Wyeomyia smithii (pitcher-plant mosquito) is the source of this 516-nucleotide messenger RNA. RefSeq lists its product as uncharacterized. The record is from RefSeq and is a predicted model, not a curated record. The transcript has 2 exons. NCBI's taxonomy places the organism in Eukaryota, Metazoa, Arthropoda, Insecta, Diptera, Culicidae. Bases 58 to 498 code for a protein of 146 amino acids.
UGUGAUUCGAUCAAUCCAAGCACUCGGGUGCGAAUCAUAUUCAGGGCAACAGUCAAAAUGAAACAUUUCGAUUCAGAGACGCUUUCCAUAAUGCCUCGCAAAAUAAGAUUUAAUUUAUUCCACAGACCGAAGGAAAUUGUUGGAUCGCACACGAAAAACCGCAAUGCAGACGGUGCUCAAAUGCUCAAAAUGCACAAAACUGUUCCGAAGAGCUGCUCGGAAAUCCGUCCGAAGGUUAACUUGUUUCCUCAAAUAUCGCUUCACGAUUUGACGAAAAAGGACCAAGACAACGUUAUUGAGUACAUGUACAGCUCCGACUGGAAGGAAGCGUCGAGAUUCACUAGCUCAGUUAGUUACACUAGCUUGACCCCGAAACCUGCACUCGAUAAAGUGGACACGAAAUUUCCGUUUUUCGAUCGCUACAAAAGGAAGAAACAGACCGGUCAAUAUUUUGACUUACCCGUCUACGAGGUAGAUCUGUCCAAAUGGUACAAAUAAGACAGGGAAUCAAUAAAA